Messenger RNA from Monodelphis domestica (gray short-tailed opossum), 581 nucleotides. It is a transcript of the gene COX6B1, whose product is annotated as cytochrome c oxidase subunit 6B1. The record is from RefSeq and is a predicted model, not a curated record. Lineage: Eukaryota; Metazoa; Chordata; Mammalia; Didelphimorphia; Didelphidae. Gene Ontology annotation, cellular component: mitochondrion; respiratory chain complex IV.
CUUCCGGAAGUCUUAGCCUCGCCCCCUUCCUGCUAGCUCUGCGUUCCAGGCCUACGCUUCCGCUUCCGGUCUCGGACCCUUAGUGCUGAGGGUCACAUUGAAUCUGCGGUGCCCGCGGGAUUAGCAGCGGAGACAACUACAGUGACAGCGGUAGGAGCGGCCUCAGUCCAGGAGCCACCAUGUCUGAUGAUAUCAAGGCCAAGAUCCGAAACUACCGCACUGCGCCCUUUGACAGCCGCUUCCCCAAUCAGAACCAGACCCGCAACUGCUGGCAGAACUACCUGGACUUUCACCGUUGUGAGAAGGCCAUGACUGAGAGAGGCGGUGAUGUGUCUGUCUGCCAGUGGUACAAACGUGUCUACAAGUCCCUCUGUCCCUUGUCCUGGGUCAGUAAUUGGGAUGAUCGCAGAGCAGAAGAAACCUUCCCUGGAAAGAUCUGAGCGACUUCCUUUUCCUCCCUUCUCCCCGACCCCAAUGUCUGGGGCUGGAUCCCUUCUUCCCUCAGCGUGGGGGGAAUGUGAUCUGUGGCUACCCCUGCCCUGAGGGGCCUGAAUCAUGUUAAAAUAAACUGUUGGAAUCAA